CUGCAUUGUAAAGUGGCUUAUAUGCGGAAUACGUUUUAUGUAUACAUUUAUUUAUAUAUAUACACAUCAGUCUACACUGACGACUAAACCCAUCUAUCUCUGUCCAACCUUUCUCUCUCUACAAUUCACUGCUCAACUCAUUUUUCUGCUUUGGAAUAUCUCUCGCUGAGGAGUCAUGUCGGAGAAGGGUCGGCCAUUGCCAAAGUUUGGUGAAUGGGAUGUUAAUGAUCCUACUUCAGCUGAGGGAUUUACUGUAAUAUUUAAUAAGGCCCGUGAUGAGAAAAAGACGGGUGGGAAACCAGAUUCUCCUUCAAAGGUGGAUACAAAUACAAAUUAUGGAGGAGCAGAACCUAUAAAACCUCAGGGUAAAAAAUGGUUUUGCUGCAUGCAGAGCCCAAGUGCAGAAUCUUGACCAUGUGUAUGUGUAGAAGAAAAAUGUAGAGUGCAUAUUUUAUAAAGAACGCAGAAGAAUGGGAGGUGCAGGUGCAGGUGGCAUUAGGCACUCGCACUCCAUUCCGUGUGUUGUAAAACUGCGUUCGUGUUGUGCCCAAUCAUUUCCCAAACUUCCUUAAACCCUAUACUGCUAUGUGUUUUGUUGCGGAUCAUCUUCAUCAUAUGCUUGUUGUUUUUGCUAUUUCUGACGUGUAAAUUAUUUGCGAGUCUCUGGUAAUUACCAUUUCGAUGCUUAUUCAUUUGCA
This is a messenger RNA of Salvia miltiorrhiza (redroot sage), 698 nucleotides long. RefSeq names its product protein NOI4. The record is from RefSeq and is a predicted model, not a curated record. The transcript is spliced from 3 exons. NCBI's taxonomy places the organism in Eukaryota, Viridiplantae, Streptophyta, Magnoliopsida, Lamiales, Lamiaceae. Bases 176 to 412 code for a protein of 78 amino acids.